This is a messenger RNA of Salvelinus fontinalis (brook trout), 2642 nucleotides long. Its product is annotated as zinc finger protein 384-like. Gene Ontology annotation, biological process: regulation of transcription by RNA polymerase II. Gene Ontology annotation, cellular component: nucleus. Gene Ontology annotation, molecular function: DNA-binding transcription activator activity, RNA polymerase II-specific; RNA polymerase II cis-regulatory region sequence-specific DNA binding. Lineage: Eukaryota; Metazoa; Chordata; Actinopteri; Salmoniformes; Salmonidae. The record is from RefSeq and is a predicted model, not a curated record. The transcript has 6 exons. The coding region runs from base 316 to 1539 and encodes 407 amino acids.
UAUGUCUUCGCAGCAUUAUACAGCUGACCCGUACGACCUCGCCAACGAAGACGAGAACCACAGUGGGAAAGACUGCAACAAGACCUACAGCUAUCUCUGUUUGUCUUUCUAUUUCUUGCUUCAGUAGAAUCUGCUCUUUUUCCUGCUGUUUUCACUGAUUUCACUCUUUCUCUCUCUCUUUAUCCCCCCGCCCUCCCUCCGUCUGUCUGCUUUUUCACAUCCCUCAUUCAUUUCAUCUGCUCCCUUGUUUUUUGCUUUCUAUCCUGUCUUUUUUCUCUUGCUCUCUCCCUUUUUGUUUUCCCCACUUGCUGUCUCAUGCUUCUCCCUUCUUCCACUCUCUUCCUCCCCCUUGCCCAUCUCUCAUGUCCCUGUCUCUUUGUCCUUGCUUUUUGUAUUUUCAUCUCUCUGUUUCUCACCUGCUCAUGCCCUCAUUUCCUUCAUGUCUUCCCAUUCUACCUCAUGUCUUCCCCUUCUCCCGCUCGUCCUCCAACUCUCUCCCUCCCUCCCUGGUCUGUCUCUCUGUCCCGUAGGUGCCGGAUGUGUGCAGUGACCUUCUUCAGUAAGUCAGACAUGCAGAUCCACUCCAAGUCUCACACAGAGGCCAAGCCCCACAAGUGUCCCCACUGCUCCAAGUCAUUCGCCAACUCCAGCUACCUGGCCCAGCACAUCCGCAUCCACAGCGGGGCCAAGCCCUACACCUGCUCCUACUGCCAGAAGUCCUUUAGACAGCUCAGUCACUUGCAGCAGCACACACGAAACCACACAGAGUCCAAGCCCCACAAGUGUCCCCACUGCACUAAGUCCUUUGCCAACUCCAGCUAUCUGGCCCAGCACAUCCGCAUCCACACAGGGGUGAAACCCUACACCUGCUCUUUCUGUCAGAAGUCCUUCAGACAGCUCAGUCAUCUACAGCAGCACAACAGGAUCCACACAGGAGACAGGCCUUAUAAGUGUGUUCAUCCAGGCUGUGAGAAAUCCUUCACACAACUCUCCAACCUACAGUCCCACAGACGGCAGCACAACAAGGACAAACCCUUCAAGUGCACCAAUUGUAACCGUGGUUACACGGACGCGGCCAGUCUGGAAGUCCACAUGUCCACUCACACGGUCAAACACGCCAAGCUCUACUCCUGUGGCCUCUGCAACCGCACAUACACCUCUGAGACGUACCUGGUGAAACACAUGCAGAAACACAACUCAGACCCACUUACUGCAGCGGCGGUCACUGCUGCACAGCACUCUCAGCAGAACCAAAGCCAUACCCAGAACCAGGGAAGUUCUCAUGGUCGAGGAGAGGGCACCAAUAGUGGGGCAGGCCGAGCCGGAGGACAAGGUGGAGAUCAUGGACAAGGACAAAACCAGGGUAGCUACUCUCAGGCAGAGACGGCACCCUGCCCCUUUGACCUGCACCAGUAUAAGACAGUCGCUGCAGGGGACAUCCAGUUCAAAACAGUCAGUGUGGCGGACCCAGCGACCCACAAGGACCUCUGUCUCACCGUGGCUACCUCCACCAUUCAGGUGGAGCACCUAAACUCAUAGGGGUGGGAGGGAAGAGUGGUAGAGACUGAGAGAAACUGGAGGAGGCCUAUGGACAGACUGGAUAAAAGCAAUACAGAGGGGAUAUAGGAAGAUGUGCCUGAAAGGUGGGUAAUGGAAGAGGAAGUUCAGAGAUGUUUGAACAGAGAUGGACUUUUUGUACUCGUUUCUCACUUUUAUUUCAUUUUGCCAAUGUUGAGUUUGUGUGUUUUUGUACUCUUUUAUAAUGAAUGGCUAGUGUAUACUGUUGGUAAAGGAGUGUUUCUCUGUCCAUCACUGCAAUGGUGUGGAAGAGAGACAAAAAAUGACUGAAGGAGAACAAUGAGUGAAGAGAUGUUCUCUUUUUUUUAUCCUUCUACUCCAUACAAACACAACUUUGAUUGUGGUCACGUCCGUGAAGUGUAUAACUGAAACUAACAGAGAAUUGUUAAGGUACAUUUUUCUACUUUCCCACAGAUACUAUCAGGUUUGGAUUACAUCAUCAUUGUCAUGAUGGUUACUGUAAUCUACCUUGUAAAAUGUGCUCACAAAUCCUUUUCACUGAGAAAAAAAAGGGAAGUACGAUCUGCAAAAGUAUAUAUUGAUAUACAUACCAGUGUGUGUGUAUUAAAAAUGUAUAAUCUAUACUAUAUAACACUUUGAUAUUUAGCCUCAGUCCAGAAGCCAAUCAUAGAGCCAUGUGUACCUCACAUGACCCUGUAAGAACUGGGAAGUGAAUGUGAUCAGCUGGUACUUGUUCUAUGUAAUCCUUGUCAUAUUUAUUUUUUGUGUCCUAAGAAUAUCAUUGUUAUCCAAAUAUAUUCUGACUAUACUUCCACUACUGUUAUACUAAAGUGUAUGAGCCUUUACAAACAGACUGAUCCCUAUGAAAGUAGUGUUUUCCCAUUUCAAACAAUAAAAACCUCACUAAAAUCCAACAAUUUGCUAUCCUGUAACGCAUUGUGCACUUGCAGUAAUGAUAAAGAUUAACUUUGAAGAUUGAGAUGCUGCUGUUUAAUUUAUUGUAACCACAGAGGUAUUAGUUUGAAUGUCACAUUUGAAUAUGACAGCUGUAGACGUAAAUUUGUCCUGUUGAUUGCCUGUCUAGUAAACGCUUGGUUCAUUGA